This is a messenger RNA of Penicillium antarcticum, 1482 nucleotides long. RefSeq lists its product as uncharacterized. The record is from RefSeq and is a predicted model, not a curated record. Bases 1 to 1482 code for a protein of 493 amino acids. The transcript is spliced from 4 exons. NCBI's taxonomy places the organism in Eukaryota, Fungi, Ascomycota, Eurotiomycetes, Eurotiales, Aspergillaceae.
AUGCUAACAAAUACCGAUACCAGGCUUGAUGCCAUUGAAGCCUCCCUGGAUGAGAUGAAGCAAUUGUUGAGGUCGCACCUUGGAAAUGACCGGUCCACAUCCACCGACCACGAUAUCACUUCCAGGGCCAAUAGCACCUUGGCCACCAUAAAAGAUCUCGACGAAAACGAAGAUAACAUAGUCCUACCACCAAAUAUAACCGCCGACUUCCAUCCAGCACCGAUCACAGUCGUCCGCCAUGUCGGCAAUUUGAUCACAGAACCAGAAACAAACGGAGAAAACGACCACAUCCUGGGCCAUAUGACCGAGAUGGGUCUAGAUUCCGAAAACUUCGCCUCUGUCUUUCAGCAUGGCUUCGAACAAAUAGCAUCAUGGUAUCCAUUCCCACACGAAACAAUGUCAGAUCUUAAACAAAACUACCCCCUGCUCUUCGCGAUGUGUCUGCUGGCCGGGUUCCGCGCUACAGCUGGUUUGAACCGUUCGAAUCUCCAUAUUACACUGCAUUCAAUGGUCAAAACCCAUCUAGGCAUGAAAGCCUUGGAUACGCCCAUUGGCCUCACUACCAUUCAUGCCAUGCUGAUCUUCAGUGCCUGGAGUUUUGGUCCUCUCGUGCCUGGUGGUCGAUAUAUUGACAGCUGGUUGAUGAGUAGCACGACUAUUACCCACUGCAUGCUUACUUUCUCUCUUUCUGAGCUUGGGUCUCUUACUUCCUUCUACGAUGACACGAGUCGGAAUAUGUGCAGGAUGUGGAUCCAAGCUUCACUGGUACACUUGAAAUUCGCCAUCGGAACAGGCCGACCAUCAGUGGUGACAUGCGAUCGCCUCCGUCAAUGGACAGAGAUAGUGAAAUACCCAGGCUUCGAACCCUUCGACCAAAUAAUCGCAGCAGAGCUCAAAAUCUACAUCCUCCUCUACGAAGUCAUCUACAACACAGCUAAUUCAGUAAGCGAAGCCUGGGAAAUGGCAAACAGAUGGAGCCGAAAAUACCUCGCUGACGGAAACAGCCAAAACAACACCAAGGAACCUCUCCCCGGCUCACUCCACCACAGUGAGCGCAUGAAAACCCUAACGCAGACGGUCAUCCGGCACGCGCAGGUAGUCCUGAGCGAGAUAUUGAUCUACGGAUCCUCGGAUACGCCGUUCGUCAGGCCGACGUAUGAUUACUUGCUCAGUGCGUACGCGGGCGUUACUCUUGCGGAGUACUCUUCUGAUAUAUCCGAUAUCCACGCGACAUAUACAUUAAUGGAGAAUGUGCGGACACAGGCUAGGAUUCCGCGGAGUAUUGAGGGUGUCUUCAACUGGGCGACGAAUGUUGUUCAGAAAAAGGCGCGGGAUUAUCUUGAUUCGAGUGUUUCUAUCAAUUCUGGUGAUACACUUUACUCUUAUCCUAUGUCUGUGGCGGAUUGGGCGCCGUUCCGCUUUAUUGAUUCUAUGCCUUCUUCUGGGUGGGAUGGAUUUGAGGAGUCUAUGAGACCGUUUUAA